GUAACUCAAACAUUUCAGCAAAAGCGCAAAGAAGCGUUUUCACUGCAUGUUUCUGUAUACAAGACAAGUAAAAAAAAUCUAAGUCAGCGUUUUGUUAGUACAUCAAAUAGCUACUAGAUAAAUGGCGAAACAUCACCCAGAUUUAAUUUUCUGUCGUAAGCAACCCGGCGUCGCAAUUGGUCGUCUUUGCGAGAAAUGCGACGGCAAAUGCGUAAUCUGCGAUAGCUAUGUGCGUCCCUGUACACUGGUGAGAAUCUGUGACGAAUGCAACUAUGGUUCCUACCAAGGGCGAUGUGUCAUUUGUGGUGGUCCGGGUGUAUCGGACGCCUAUUACUGCAAAGAAUGCACUAUUCAGGAAAAAGAUAGAGACGGCUGUCCCAAAAUUGUCAAUCUUGGAAGUUCCAAAACGGAUCUGUUCUACGAGAGGAAAAAAUACGGGUUCAAACAGCGAUAAAAUAGGUACAUUUUGUCUUUUUAACUUUUAGAUUCUUUGUAUUGAUAAAGGAUUCCAAUUCGACCGAAAUCUACAAAAUAUGAUUCUGGUAUUAACAAAA
Molecule: messenger RNA, 554 nt
Organism: Uranotaenia lowii
Lineage: Eukaryota; Metazoa; Arthropoda; Insecta; Diptera; Culicidae
Gene: Phf5a
Product: PHD finger-like domain-containing protein 5A
Exons: 3
Coding region: 122-454 (110 amino acids)
Biological process (GO): mRNA splicing, via spliceosome
Cellular component (GO): U12-type spliceosomal complex; precatalytic spliceosome; catalytic step 2 spliceosome
Source: RefSeq, a predicted model, not a curated record